GGGUCUCAUGAAGGUGGGUUAUGGGGCCACAGGGCCUGAUAUCCGAGGGAUUAUCGAUCGAAAUACUCGCUCGAAAACUUCAGCGUUGUAGAAGGGGAAGAAGAAGAUGACCGACGGACGGACGACGACGACGAGUAAGGGAGGAGAUCUAUCGUUAAUUAACAGACAAGAAGCAAAAUGUCGUGGAUGUGGUUAGAAGCAGCUCUACCGCUCGGAAUCAUAGCAGGAAUGAUCAGUGUGAUGGGUAAUGCUCAGUAUUACAUCCACAAAGCCGCUCAUGGCCGGCCGAAGCACAUUGGUGAUGAUAUGUGGGAUGUGGCCAUGGAGAGAAGAGACAACAAGCUCAUGGACAAUCUUUCUGCCCCUUCACCCAAUUAGUUUUUUCUCUAUGGUACCUUAUCUUUCAAUCCGAAUGUGGCUUGCAUACGGCACUUAUUGGUAAUUUGCGUCAGUUUUUUUUUUUUUUUUUCUUUUUUGCUUUAUUGCUGGUUCUUGAAGCUGUAAUUGAUCAAAUGCUUCUGUCUACAGCUUUUGGGCAGACUUUAUGUGAAACCAUAACUUAAACUGCAAAAAUUUUAUGGUAAUUAUAGAACAGAUUGUUGAUUGUACAAAUCAACUACAUUUGGAUUGAUU
Messenger RNA from Manihot esculenta (cassava), 633 nucleotides. Its product is annotated as NADH dehydrogenase [ubiquinone] 1 alpha subcomplex subunit 1. Lineage: Eukaryota; Viridiplantae; Streptophyta; Magnoliopsida; Malpighiales; Euphorbiaceae. The record is from RefSeq and is a predicted model, not a curated record.